Gasterosteus aculeatus aculeatus (three-spined stickleback) is the source of this 3842-nucleotide messenger RNA. NCBI's taxonomy places the organism in Eukaryota, Metazoa, Chordata, Actinopteri, Perciformes, Gasterosteidae. The record is from RefSeq and is a predicted model, not a curated record.
AGGGCUUUGUAAGAAAGCCGGGGGGGGGAAUUCUCAGCAUGGCGGCAUCCAUGUGGGGAGCCGAAUAAAACGGGGACAGCUCCAGCAGAGAGACAGACAGACAGACGGAGACAGACAGACAGACAGACAGACGGAGUCGGUUGGAUAUUUAGUUCUGGUCGAUUAGGUCCUAUUGUUGGUUUCGUAGGUCAUAAUAUAGAAACGAUCAAAUUAUUUCAAACGUCAGCCACCUUUUGGUGGAUGGAACCAUUUUUCGGCGACAUUUCCACAGCGACUCAUCCAGUAAAACGUCCGCUGGAUCGGUCCGAAGCGUUGUGCUGUACGCUCCUCUAUGCAUGGACACGCCCACAGGUAACCAGGUGAUGAGCGUGAUCGGCUGCAGAGGCGUUCAUACGUUUAUAUCUUCAGCUUUUAUUGUGCUGCCUCAUCUGAAUUUUAGUUUGACAGCAACGAUGUUGUUUUUUAUAUUUUAACUCGCCCACAAAGACCCAAACAUGGAUCAGGGGACUUCCUGUUUUCCCAAUCCGAGCUGCGCCGAAGGCCUCCUGUUUUUGUCGUCCCAUCACGGCGCACCAACCGUUUGUCCGGCUCGUCCAAUCACAGCGCAGCUUUUUAGCCGGCAUCCUGUGUUUGUUUGUGUCCUCAGAGCACCACAGACAGCUCGUCCAACUCCUCCCAGAAACUGGAGCCGCCGGAGCCCUCGCCCCCUCCACAGAGACACCGGUGCAUGCAGGGACAUCGCCACGACCUCCACGACCCCUACCAGCUGUCGGACCCCUACGUCCCGGACCAGCCGCUGUCUCGGCGUCCUCGCCAAGUCACCUUUCACGAAGACGAUGAAAUCGUCCGCAUCAACCCCCGGGAGCGCAGCUGGGAGCGGACCGCCGAGCGCCACUACGGGCACCCGUCGCACCGCCCUUUGCUCAAAGGCUACGAGGACUACCGGCACGCCACCGUGCGCGACAAGUUCAUCCAGGCGGACGACUCCGAGUCCUACGUCCACUUCGCCAAGACGGAGGCGCGGAAGCACGACUACACCUACCCGCUGGCGCCGGCCCUCUCGCCCUCGGACUCCGACCCCGCCCUCGGCCCUCUGGACAACAAGGGCCACGGCGGCGCCUACCGGCAGGGCGUCCCCGCGUGCGUGGUGUCCGCCCAGCCCCGCUCCUUCCUGCCAAGCUCCUCCCACUCCGCAAACGGCGGCAAGGGGCGGAAGGACGAGCCGGAGCGCGCCCAGUGCGAGCACUGCGGCGAGGCCUUUUACGUGGCCGCCAACCGGAGGGGGCGGUGCCACGACGCGCCGGACCCCGUGGGGGCCUGCGUCCGCAGGGUCAGCUGCAUGUGGCUGGCGGACACCAUGCUCUACCACUGCAUGUCCGACCCGGAGGGGGACUACUCGGACCCCUGCUCCUGCGACAGGGGCGAGGGCGGUGGCGGAGGGGGAGGGGGGGGAGGCGGCGGCGGCGGCCGGUUGGGCUCGCGCUGGCUGGCUCUGCUCGGCUUGUCUCUGGUGGCGCCCUGCCUCUGCCUCUACCCGCCCCUGCACGCCUGCCACCGGGCGGCGCUCCGCUGCGGCUGCUGCGGGGGGCGGCACAAAGCGCUGAGCUGAGCGGGACAAAGACACACAACCCAACGCAAGCACAGGGAAAGGGAAGGACGGGGGGACGGGGGGACGGGGGUUCUCUGGGAUUCUCUACCAAUUCCAGACACUGAAAUAAGCCAAAAUGGAUUAACAGUUGGUGCAUUUGGUGAGCGGCCGGGGAAGAUAAGCUCUCCUCGCGGCAGACGCUUCUCUCUUUUUCACUCUAUAGCUGACCUAUAUGUCAUGUAUCACAUAUGCAGGUACUUUAUACUUUGUACACUGAUAUCGGCGUCAAAGAACUUGAAUUGUUUCUUUGUUCUGUUUUGUUCUUCUUUUGAUGUAAGCGAGGGCCAUUUUGUGUUUGUAUUCUACUCCAACAUCAGGCCCGCUGAGCUCAACGCCAGCUGCAGAGAACCAGACACUAAACUUCUUUACGUGUGUGUGUAGUGUGUGUGUGUGCGUGUGGAUGGUAUGUGUGUGUGCGCUGAGGCCUCUCAUUGUGUGCGCUGCUGCUGAUGGUCGACACACAACCGUGGUACUCAUCUUAAUCUAAUAUCCCAAAGAUUCCUGUUUUUAUUACUCGUUUUCUCACUGAAUUGAUCCACCAGCAGGAGGAGAGGGUCCUGCCCCCCCCCCCCCCGUUCUCUCAUCAGUGCCUCGACUCUUUGGGGGCUUGUUCUACUCGACCGUCACCCAAAAGUGUUCUAAAGGUCACUGAAAUCCACCGGAAAGCCGCUAAACCUCGGUGCCCCUUUAUGCCUUAAAACGUGGAGUCCGGCCGCCAUCUUCGCCCCCCGAAGACGUCGCCGCGGCGAGAAGACUUUCGGAGGUUUUCAACUCUUUCCGUGAUGAAGAGUGCGUGAAGUCCAGUUUGUUUGCGAUGUACAAUCAGCGCCUCAGAGCAGCGUCCUCCGGUAGCAACGUCCAGUCCAACAGACGCGUUAAAUUAUAUAAAAAGUCUUCAGAAUCUCUUUUCUAGUUAAAAUGUGUAUAAAAAGAUUUCUUUUACCAAACGAAUCAGUUUUCAACGUUGUCUUAUCUUUUUUUCUUGAGUGGUAACAGGAAUAAUCUGUUCCCACAGUUCAAUGAGAGACACUUAGCUUAGCUAGCUUAGCAUAAACACCAGAAAUCCGCCAUGGCUCCGUCCAACUGUGACAAAAUCCACAUGCUGGUGCUUCUUGAACGCGUUACAUCUGUGUACCAGGUGCUCAUGGGUCCUGCUACACGCUGCUCGUUUGCCAAAGGAAAGAAAAGUGAAUAUUUUAACCAAAAAAAGUCUUUCACAAUGCUAAUAGCUGGAGCUAAAAGCUCAAGCCGACGCUAAUAUCUGAUGCUAGCUGCUGGAACAAUCAUCACCCUGCGAGGAUUCAGGUCUAGCUAGCUACAAUAUACAAAAUCUAGAUUAGCAUUAUGCUAAGCUGAGUUUAGCGUCAUCCCACCUGCGCGUCGGCAGCAGUGGGCCAACCACACCUUUGACCUCCGUCUGCGUGGUCGGGCCGCGGCGAACUUUGAAGCAUUAAUAGAACAAACAUCCGGGAAGCGCUGAGGUCCCGCUGGAGACAAACGUCCACCGCUGCCAAGAAAUGUCUCCGACUGUAGUGGAAACGCAGAGUGCCUGAGGAUGUCUGUCGCACACAUCCUGUCCUCUGUACCAGUGUGUGUGUGUGUGUGUGUGUGUGUGUGUGUGUGUGUGUUUAUCCCACGUCCCUCUCCUGCUCCUCCAUGUGGAGCUACUGGGAUCAUCUGAAUGUACCGACACCUACCCAGUAUAAUCAGAUCUUCAGAUGGUCCCACGCAUCGGGGACGGGACCAAUCCGAUUGGGAGGAGUCACACACACCUGCCACAGCUCAUUUUGUGUGUGUGUGUGUGUGUGUGUGUGUGUCGUGUUGCGUCUGAGUGUGUUCUCUCAUGUCCGAGCCAUUAACAAGUGCCUGAACGCAUCCUGUUUAUCUCCUAUUUGAAUUGAAAAAUUUAAGACAAAUCCCUGUACUGAAUUAGACCCAUUUUUUUACGCUUAGUAUUUUUACCUCUGUAAAAAAAGAGCAGAUAUUAUAUAUAUAUAUAUAUAUCAAGUGUAUGUUGUACAUUUUUAUUUGUAUUUUUUUUUUAAAUGACUGUUUCUAACAUGUACGAUGGAUGUAGCUUCCGAGGAGGAACAGGAAGUACUUUGUACCGAAGGGGGAAGCAGGUGUGUGAGAGAAUAAGGUGAAGUGUGCGUCUUCCCUUCGGCCUCCAAUAAAACGAGAGAAAACAGUGAAA